AGUGCUCUGCCCGCCCCACUGUGGUCAACAUGAGCGUUCUCCGGAGGACCAUGCAGGUGGCGCUGGUGUUGUGCUGCGCAGCCGUUGUGCCGUGCGUGCUCGCCAAGAUGGAGGAGGGAGCCGGCAAGCGGGUGGCCAAGCAGAUCCACACCAAAGCCGCAGUGGUGGACUCCGAGAACGACCACAACGCCGCAGAGACCGGCUUCGGCGGGGGCGGCGUCGGCGGACACGGCAAAUACUUCCAGGACUUCUACAUGCUGCUGUACGGGCCCCUGCAGAUGGAGUACGGCCACGUGUGCGAGGACCCCGAACGCUGGGAGCAGCGCUUCGAGCGCAGGGACUUCCAGAACCACAGGCACCAGGGACAGGCUCGCUGGGGAGACAAGCAUGGAGGCUACGGAGAGCACUACUGGGACUACAACCACGCUGGACACCACGAGGAUGGCGGUGAUGACGGCGGUGAUGGUGGCUACAGCGAGCCCGUCCCCGAGUACAAGGCGGCGCCCGGCGCCCACCACAAGGUGACAGCCAAGAGGCAGUCCGACGCCGCUGCCGCCCCCGCCGCCCCCACCGUCUCCGAGGCCCGCGUCAAGAAGAGCGCAGGCGAACCUCGCCUGGUGCUGGACGUGGCCACCGGGCGCGUCGUGGACGAGGCGUCUGGCCAGCAGUUCACCUUGACGCCCGUCAACUGAGCUAGCUGCACCGACCGCACGAGACAACGGACACACACUUUUUAUACUUUUUUACCGCUUUUUUGUUAAUUUUCUUAUUUUGUUGUAUUUUGUUAAUAAAAUUUCAGAUUUACACUA
Messenger RNA from Schistocerca americana (American grasshopper), 809 nucleotides. RefSeq lists its product as uncharacterized. Bases 30 to 692 code for a protein of 220 amino acids. The record is from RefSeq and is a predicted model, not a curated record. NCBI's taxonomy places the organism in Eukaryota, Metazoa, Arthropoda, Insecta, Orthoptera, Acrididae. The transcript is spliced from 7 exons.